Molecule: messenger RNA, 588 nt
Organism: Fraxinus pennsylvanica
Lineage: Eukaryota; Viridiplantae; Streptophyta; Magnoliopsida; Lamiales; Oleaceae
Source: the annotation of a GenBank genome assembly
AUGGACAAGAAUAUAUGCAACAGUUCUCAAGAUGCAGAAGUGAGGAAAGGGCCAUGGACCAUGGAAGAAGAUCUCAUUCUCAUGAAUUAUAUUGCUAAUCACGGCGAAGGUGUUUGGAAUUCACUAGCUCGUGCUGCCGGGCUUAAGCGUACUGGAAAAAGCUGUCGUUUGCGGUGGCUCAACUACCUUCGACCGGACGUAAGACGGGGGAAUAUCACGCCCGAAGAACAACUUUUGAUUAUGGAGCUGCAUGCUAAAUGGGGAAACAGGUGGUCAAAAAUUGCUAAACAUUUGCCUGGAAGAACAGAUAAUGAAAUAAAAAACUAUUGGAGGACAAGAAUUCAGAAGCACAUUAAGCAAGUUGAUCAAACUUUUACAGGUCAAAAUCCUAAUCAAACUCAUCAUGAUCAAGCAAGUACAAGCCAAAUCUCCAGUUCCUGCCGUCCUGAUAAUGCAGUUGAAACUUACUCUUCGCCGUCGUUUGAUGGACAUAUGGAAACUUUCCAUGGACCUUUCCUCACUGAAUCAAAUGAAAACAUAUGGAGCAUGGAGGAUAUUUGGUCCAUCCAAUUACCUAAUGGAGACUAA